AUGGUGGAUUCUAUUCCAUCGAUACAUUUACAUACUAAUUUAAAUACACAUAAUAAAAUUCAUUUACGUUUACGUCGUCGUGAACUUGUUCAAGAAGAAGUACGAAAAACUAUGUUAAAUUAUAUGACAAGUUUAAAAGGUGAAAUAACUGAUAUUGUUAUUGAAGAAAUGAUUGGUUAUUAUAAUAGUCAAAGAAUAAAAUUAUAUUAUUUAGAAAAAGAAUUAUUUAAUAUAAAAAAUUCAUCUUUACCUAUUCGAAAUACAAGUCAAAUAUUAAAUGAUUUAGUAUUACGUCUAUCGAAAGAACAACAUUUAUUUGCAUUAAAUAUAUCAUCAAUGGAAUAUAAAAUAAAAAAUUUAACAAUUAUUUUAAAUAAUUUAUUAAAUGAAUUACAUCAACAACAAAAACCUAUUCAACAUGUGAGAAGACUUGUUUCAACAAAAAAAGAUUUUCAACAUUAUCAAACACCAAUAGGUUAG
Messenger RNA from Rotaria sp. Silwood2, 480 nucleotides. Lineage: Eukaryota; Metazoa; Rotifera; Eurotatoria; Philodinida; Philodinidae. The record is from the annotation of a GenBank genome assembly.